AUGCACCUACGCAAGGCAAAGCUGAUGUUCUUCUGGGUGCGGUACCCGAGUUCUGCGGUACUCAAGAUGUACUUCCCUGACAUCAAGUUCAACAAGAACAACACAGCACAGCUCGUCAAAUGGUUCUCAAACUUUAGAACACUCAAUAUACAAGCAAUCUUGGAGUUAAACAAAUUAAGAGCAAUCACUGUCUUCGACUACGAUUAUCCAAUCACCCCGUAA
Pieris macdunnoughi is the source of this 222-nucleotide messenger RNA. The record is from the annotation of a GenBank genome assembly. Lineage: Eukaryota; Metazoa; Arthropoda; Insecta; Lepidoptera; Pieridae.